Messenger RNA from Exophiala dermatitidis NIH/UT8656, 3266 nucleotides. RefSeq lists its product as uncharacterized. NCBI's taxonomy places the organism in Eukaryota, Fungi, Ascomycota, Eurotiomycetes, Chaetothyriales, Herpotrichiellaceae. The record is from RefSeq and is a predicted model, not a curated record. Gene Ontology annotation, biological process: intracellular protein transport; exocytosis; Golgi to plasma membrane transport. The coding region runs from base 313 to 2787 and encodes 824 amino acids. The transcript has 2 exons. Gene Ontology annotation, cellular component: membrane; exocyst.
CAUGGUGACUAAAGUAGAUCACGUGGAAGGCAUUCAUGGGCCUGAUCCGAGACAAAGGAGACGAGGAAAGACAGUCUUGAUACAUGCUGCUACCAUCUUCUUCAGAGACAAAUUCACAUCACCAGUCCAAUCCCUGUGAUCUAGUACUAUCUUGAAAACACAGCCCGUCCAGUGUCUGAUAUUGGGACCUUUGGCCUGUUCUCGACAACAAACGGACGCGUUGCUGUCCCAGCGGUAACCGGGACAAGGCCGAGGGAGCAAGGCUUAGGUAGAUGGGGGAUCAGACCCUCAGAGUACAUCUGUUGAGCCGUCAUGCCUUCAGUAGCUCCGUAUAGAAAUGACACGAACAGCGUGCUUCAACAGAUUGUCACGUCGUCUUCAGAAGCGGACACGCUGGACCAAUUGAUUCCAUAUAUCAAGGACUACAGCUAUGGCAACAAGACGUCGCACCUGCUCAGCCAGCUCUCGGAGCUCGCCGCAGAGCGGGAGGCCGAGAUUGAACGGCAAUGCAACAGCAACCACCAAGAGUUUGUCAAAUCCGUGAAUCAGCUGCUCCGGAUCCGGGAGGGAACGGUGACGCUGACCAACGAGAUCCUGGAGCUGAAUCAAUCUAUUCAAACCAGCACGGAGAAACUGGUCGAGCAGAAGAAAGCCCUGGUGGAAUCGCGCGGGGUGAGACAGAACAUCGACGAGGCCAGCCAUGCACUGCAAGAUUGCCUCGAGGUGCUUCGACUGGCGAACCAGGUGCAAGAACUACGCGACCAGAAGAAGCACUAUGCGGCCCUGCGCGCCCUGGACGAGCUGCAGAGCGUCCACCUACAGAGCGUGACGCAGUACAAGCUGAGCGAACUGAUCCAGAAAUCCGUGCCGGCGACGCAAAAGUCGAUCGCCGAAGCGGUCAUGGCCGACCUCAACACCUGGCUAUUCCGGGUACGUGAAAUGUCGCAGUACCUGGGCGAACUGUCCUUCUACCAUACCGAACUGCGCAAGCAGCGGCUCAAGGAACGGGCCGAGAAGGAUCCGUAUCUGGCCAACUUCAAGCUGAACUCGGCCAUUGAACUCGUCGGCGACGAGCAUGAAGAGUUCGAUCUGCUCAAGAGCGAAGAUCUCGAGGUCGACUUCUCGCCACUGUUCGAGGCACUGCACAUCCACCGGUCACUGGGCCAGAUGGACAAGUUCAAAGCCGACUACAGCAGCAGCCGACGGGCGCAGCGCGACCUACUACUACAAAACUCGAUUUCGCUGGUCGACGAAGAACUGGGCGAUCUGCACAAUUUACUCGAAGACAUCGCCGGAUUCGCCAUCAUGGAGCGGGCGACGAUGAAGAAAGUGCCGGAUCUGCGAUCCCCAACCGACGUGGAAGAGCUGUGGGAUUCGCUCUGCCAGACGGCCAUCUCGCUCAUGUCCAAAGUGCUAUCGGAAGUCGACAACGCCGAACACCUGCUGAAGAUCAAGAAUUUGAUUUCCGUGUUCAUGCAGACCAUGAACACGUUCAACUACAACACGGCGGCCAUGUCGAAUUUCGUCCUGGUGCUGUUCGACAAGUACGCCGAGCUGCUGAAGCAGCGGUUCAGCGAGGACUUUGUGGAAAUUGUGUCCACCGACGACUACAUGCCCAUGCCAAUCCAGAACGCCGAGGAGUUUGAAAAGGUUGUCAACGUCUCGUGGUACACACCGGACCGGCCCGUGCAAGAAAUGACAUUUCCCACCGUCUUCCCCUUCUCGCAAAUGUAUCCGCUGUGCUGUAUCGACAUCCGCAACUUCGUCAACCAAUUCUACUUUUUCGCGGCGCAGGAUGACACGACGCCGUCGCCACUGUCGAGCAAGAUCGACGCCGAACUGCUGACUUCGCUCGACGACCUGCUCACCACCAAAGUGUGCGCAAGCCUCGUGUCCAAGUUAUCCUCCCAGUAUCUAGGCCAGAUAGUCCAGAUCCUAAUUAAUUUGUCUCAUUUCACAACCGCAUGCCACGAACUCGAGACACUACUCGCCACAGCUCGCACAACCUCAUCUGGCUUCUCAUCCGCUACCAAUUCCAACAAUAGCAACUACCUCGGCCCGCCCAUCACACUCCGGGCGACAGCACAGUUUUCCACACACCAGAAAACAGCCGAAAACCGAAUCUUCGAACUCGUCAACAGCAAAGUAAGCGACCUGAUCGAAACAGCCGAGUACGACUGGCUGAGCCGCGACGCGCCCGUCGAGCCGUCCAACUACAUACUGACCGUAACGCGAUACCUGUCCAACAUCAUCAACUCGGUAUUAUUGUCGCUCCCAUCAUCACUGAAAGAUCUCAUGCUGUUCAACGCCGUGUCGCACACGGCCAGCUCGAUAUUAGCCCUCCCGCUCGCCGACAACGUCGACCGCAUCACCACGCCCGCAAUCGCCCAGUUGUCCAUGGACGUCGACCAUUUCCGCAGCUACGUCGAGACGUUACCCAAUAAUUCGAUCUUGCUGGAAUCCCUCGACGAGCUCAUCCAGACCGUCGCCCUCAUGGCUACCGAUCAACCUGACGAGUUCUACGACAUUUCGCUGCGCAACAAAAAGUAUCGCAAUGUCGAUCCACUCAAGGGCCCGCGUCUGCUUGAAAAGGUCGUCCAUAUCAAUACUUUCCACUCUCCUACUAGCACAGGAGGCCAUGAUCGCAAUGCUAGUUCCACUAGCGGGAGUGGUGCUGGGUCGAGCUCCAUGCAGAGUCCUGGUCUGAGUCACCAUGGGAGUAAUUCCUCGAGAACUCCGAAUACCUUUGCUGCCUUGCAGAAUCGCUUCAUGCAUGGCGGGAGAUGAUUGUUGUACGACCAACAUCGGUCUGUCUGUCUGUCUGGGUGAUUGUCUGUACAGCUUGACUGUUCAUUUUUGGUUAGGGUACGACAGUAGUGGGUAGAGUACUGUACAAUUGUUUGAGCGCGAAAUGUAAUUGGAAAUUCCGUGCCUGCUACCCGAGAGAUACCUCAGUGUUGAUCUAGUUAGUCUCUGUGCAAUGGUUUCAGCCCACAGAUAGGUGCACGUAUACUACUGCAGCUACCUGGUACAAAUGCCUUGUAAUGGGAUAAGCAAUGGUCAACACGUCGCAUUGCAUUGCCUCAAACCUACAACGUAAAGUUUCUCAUUUUACUCAAAACCUUUGUCUGUUGGCACUGGAGAAAGACUGCAGUGGCGCCCCUGGAACAUAGUGGCUGAGUCCCGGAGAAGCAAAACUCGAGGAAGAAAAGCAAUGUAGUAAUACUACAUAAUGAUAAACAUAUUUUGCAUGACUUCAAAGAUAA